GGCUUACAGAAAUACUCCUGCCAGCUGACGCUGGACCCCAACACAGCACACAUAGAACUGUCUCUGUCAGAGGGGAACAGGAAGGUGACAUGGGGGGCAGAGCAGCCAUAUCCUGAUCAUCCAGAAAGAUUUGACCGUAAGCUCCAAGUUCUGUGUAGAGAGAGUCUGACUGGCCGCUGUUACUGGGAGGCUGAGUGGAGUGGAGAUGGAGCUGAUAUAGGAGUGACUUACAAAGGAAUCGGGAGGAAAGGAUGGAGUGAUGACUGUACGCUUGGAGCCAAUGACAAGUCAUGGAGUCUGAGCUGUCGUCCUGACAGUUACUCGAGAUCUGUCCAGCACAAUAAUAAACAGACUGUCAUACCCAUAAAGCCCUCAGGCUCCCACAGAGUAGGAGUGUAUCUGGACUGGGCGGCUGGUGCUCUGUCCUUCUACAGAGUCUCCUCUGAUGGACUGACCCUCCUGUACAGAUUCACCUCCUCAUUCACUGAACCAGUCUAUCCAGCAGUGGGUUGCACCAGCUAA
Messenger RNA from Paramormyrops kingsleyae, 522 nucleotides. NCBI's taxonomy places the organism in Eukaryota, Metazoa, Chordata, Actinopteri, Osteoglossiformes, Mormyridae. The record is from RefSeq and is a predicted model, not a curated record.